Messenger RNA from Racocetra fulgida, 2010 nucleotides. The record is from the annotation of a GenBank genome assembly. Lineage: Eukaryota; Fungi; Glomeromycota; Glomeromycetes; Diversisporales; Gigasporaceae.
AUGGAUAUCGAUAUUAUUACAUUAAAUUGCCUUGUUCAAGAAAACUCAAUUGAUCAUGCUUUUCCUAUAAAAAUUGACAGAAAAAAGAAUAUUGGCCAACUCAAACAAGCUAUUAAGAAGAAAAAAGAACCAGAAUUUAAUAAUUUUGCUGUAGACAGGCUUAAACUAUGGAAGGUUCGGGUUUGCAACAAUAACGAGAAACUAAAUAACCUUGUGCUUCGUGAUGAGGAUCGACUUCUCGACACAACGCUUAAGAUUAGUUAUUACUUUUCUAAAAAACCACUUAGCAAUUAUAUCCACAUUAUUGUUAAACCACCAUUGCCACCUAUUAAACUUGGGCUCAUAUGUAAGAUGGAACUACUGUCCGAAGGAGAUAGUGUAGAAUACCUAGAUAAAAAUUUUAGUUGCACAGCAGCAUUACAUGAAGGUCUUCUGUAUACCAAAGAUGAAAAAUAUAAUUCAUUCACAAAAUUUAUGCAAGCAGCAAAGGGGAAAAGACCUAAUGGCAAUGAUUUUCACAAUCUAAAAAUUAAUAAUAUGACUUAUUGGAAGGUUUGUGAUAAGAUCUAUAAUUUGAUUUUUUGCUACGAGCAAGAAGAGGAUGAAGUUACUAGCAAUUAUCUUUACUUGCAUGAAAAAACAGAGGUUACGGGAGGCCAAGUUAUUUGUUUCAUAUCUGAAGAAAAAGGAUUUAUCAACGCCAAAAUUCCACCACAAAGCCCCAAUGAUCCUCUACCGACCUGGAAAAAGAUCCCACAAGAUUUACAGAAGAUUUUUGAUCUUGCCUUGGAUAGUGAACUGAGGCCAUCGUUCUGUGAGGCACACUAUCAUCUGGUUGGUAUGAGCAUUGGUUAUAAGCGAACUAAAGGUAAACUUAGUGAAGACCCUGCCAUCAUACUGUAUGUUCGUCAGAAGAGAAUUCUGCGCCGUGGAUGUACCUUAUUCCCAGGUGAGAUUCUUGGAUAUUCAGUAGAUAUUGUUGAAGCUUGUGUUGCAACACCCUACGGCUUUGGUGUGAGUACUUGUCAAGCUUAUCAAAAGAAUGUUAAGUUAGGUUUGAGCAUAGGUGUAAUAGAACCACAGAGAACGUCUGGAACUCUCGGUGCCAUAGUGUAUGAUAAAGAUUCAAAACUAAGUAUUCUCUUGUGCGAACAUAUAUGCAGAUUUAGCAAUUUGUAUGCUGGAACAGGUACAAUAAUCAACCAACCUUCACACAAAGAUCUAGAUAAUUUGAAACAGUCAUUUGUUGAGUUAUCAACUGAAAAUGAAGCAUAUAAACAAAUUUCUGAAAAAAUGUAUGUUCAAAUUAAUGAGGACAAACUAAAUUCAGCCCUAGCUCAUUAUAAGAAUGGCAUGUGUGAAAACUUCACUUCCAAAAUUUAUGGAAAGGACUUUGGUAUUGAUGCUGCAUUUUGUAUUUUUGCGAAUGAUAAUCGUACGUUAUGUCCAAAUAAAUUUUCGAUUUCCCCAGAGUUCUUCAAAAAAGCAAAUCUUCCUGAAAAUACUUGUCUAAAUGGCUUUUAUACAUAUGAAAUGUUUGACGACAUUGAUGAAUUAGAUGUUUUUAAAGUAGGAAGAACUACAGGUCUCACUUAUGGGAAAUUGGUUCCCAUUAUUAAUGCUAUUUCCAUUGGCAUAUCAAAUAAAAGCGUCAAAUUUGCAAAAAAGCAAAUUGAAACCCCAUCACAUAGUAAUAUUACAGACAAAAAAAGCUUCAUUGGAUACAUGAAGGCAUCAUUGUUUCAAGAAAUCAAAGAAAAACGACAGCAAUGCUAUCCUACUGUGUGGUUUGAUCGACAAUUAGCAUUUUCAUUCAGACCUGGGGAUUUUGAACCUGGAGAUUCCGGUACAAGUAUUGUAGAUCGAGAAGGAAAAGCCCUUGGUAUUCUCCAUGCAGCAUGGUUAACAGAAAAUUCUAGAUAUGCUAUUGCUUCUCCUUACUUUGCAGUUUUUGAGGCAUUGAAUAUAGAUCCUCCUAAUCUCGCGAAUGCAGAGGAAACAUCGGAUUAA